AUGGUGACUCGGCCCGCUCGAGCCGGAGCUGGUGGUGGUGCUGGAGCAAGUGAGAAUGGAGACGCGCUGGCGCAACUCGACCUGGAUCGCAACCGCAACAACCAGAAGCUCAAGUCCCGCUUCGAGCACAUUUUCCGCAAAUACGAACACGACUUCACGGGCAUCGGCGACGAGUUCGAUAUUCACACUGACCAGAUUGUCGUCAAUAAUGGCCACCUGGAGCACAUGCGCAACGAAGCCGACGCGGGCACUACAGCAUCAUCACACUUCGUUAAGACGUUUCGGGAGAAACUGGCGCACGAGGACGAAUCGGUGACCUCGGAAGACGACGAAGACGAUGAAAAUGAGGAUGAUGGCAGCGACGGCAGUGAUGGCAGUGAUGAUGGAAGUGAUACAAUCUCUGACGGGACAGAUGCUGAGGACAUGUCUCACGCGACGCCUGCCACAGGCCGACUCAAAGUAAGCGAGAACCAACUGUUCAAGCAGCACGAGCUCGAGUCGAGUGAUUUCAUGGCCCACCAGCCUACUCCACGCCUGCCGCAGCUCUUCAGACUUCUUGCUGGUGCGGGUACCGCUGAAGAACCGCUGGAGGUGCCGGACGAUGAAGACACUGAUGUCAAGCCGGUGUUAGAAUUCAAUGCGCGCGAUUCAUCAUCCUCCACAUCUGAGCAUGUAUCAAACACAGUGUUCUCUUCGUCUGCGGCGGCCCUUGCUAGAAGUAAGCGACCAACGAAAAGUGACGACACUGUCCAUGCGUUAGGCAUGACCAUAGCGUCCCAAUUGGCUAGGUUGAUGGGUGCUUCGACCAAGAAAAAGUCCAAAAAGAGAGCCACUGUUAUGCAUGGCGCCAUGGAUCCCGUUUGGGACUAUCCUGAAUUGACACAGACAAAAAGAACAAAACGUAAGCGUAGUAUCUCUCCAGAGCCGCCACGGCCUCAUUCAGCUUCCUCGCCUCACACGUCCUCACCGGAAGGCCCCUCGUUAUGGGCUGUGCACGACGCAACGCAGCCAGGAAAGCGCAAACGGCGAGAAAGCGCUGCUCACGGUGUAAAGCCAUCCCUUCAUAGAUUCGGCAAUGCAACAGACUCUACUGACGGUAAGAGGUGCUGGAACUGUAGCUUGACAAGAUCUCCAAGCUGGCGGAAGGGCCCUCAUGGCCAAGACCUUUGCCUACCUUGCGGCCAAUACUACGAGCAUCAUGGGCGCAUGAAGGGCUUUGACUCUGCAUCUCCCCCUACGCUUGAUCACGAGGGAGCGGAAAAUUUGAGACCGGAAAAUGCACCGCAGUGUGAGCCUGUGACGGCACUGGAAGUUUCUGAAUCCUUUCAGCAUGGCCAUGGCGGUUAUAAUGAUGGUGAUGAUGAUGAUGACCCUGUGAUACAGCACAAGCACAGAAGCUCUCUUGAUCAGAUGCCAAGGCCUCCAGCAAAGGCGCAAGAGAAUGAGUCGACUACUCCAAGCAUACCGUACCAGGCAAACACUUCUCGGCCCAUGGUGUCUAGCGAGAUCAAGCGAAGGACCAUUGCACGAUGGACAGUUGAGGAGGAUGCCUUGCUCAUACGACUGAAAGAACAUGAGCACCUCAGCUGGGAUGAAAUUUCACCUCACUUCCCCAGCAGAAAUACAUUUGCGAUACAAAAGAAUUACAGCAGCAGAUUGAGAGGAGCCCACUGCCCAGGUCGGAAGCUGUUCCAUGAUCAGCUGGGAAAUAAUGCGGAUGCGUCAGAGACUGAGAACGAGACCGGGGACUAUGAUAAUCAGAACCUGAGUUGGAGUGCGCAGCAAGACGAGCUGCUUGUCGUCCUGCGAGAUGACGAUGGGCUCCAAUGGGUCGAAAUUGCAGACCUCUUACCUGGCCAUGACCCAAAGGCGGUAGAGCGACGAUACAUGUUCCUAACGGAGUCAAUGAAGAAACGAGGUGUGCCAGAUUCUCUCGAAAGCAAGCUCGCGAAGCAUUCUCAUGUCGCGUCGAGCGGCCUUUCAUCCAUGCCGCAGCCUGAUCCAUCCUCGCCUCCCAUCGGGGUGUCCACCGCACUUAGCAUCAGUGCCUCGAUGCCAUCUAGCUCUCGUAGAUCUGGCAAUGCGCUACUCCGACAGGCACUAGGGAACAGCCAUCGUCGUACCUCAUACUUGGAUUCUGUCCCCGUUCGUGCGCCACUUGAUCAAGACGUGGCGGUGAGCGGAUCGUCCCCUGCCUCAGAUGUUACUCCACACAACAUUGACGAUGAUAACGAUCCAGUUGACUCUCUGGACCCUCAACGUGCCUGGUCCUCGGCCGCGGCAUCGUCACAGCUAGACAUGGACAUGCAGCACGCACAGGCAGAUACUAUCAGCGAGAACGAUGUUGCUGAAAGUGUCGGCGGUCACCAACGGACUGCGUCAAAAGGCGAGGAGAAAGGUGUUGCCCAGCAUAAUGGUGACAGGAGGAAGUCAUCUAACAGCGACGGUCGUGGCAAGAGGCGUUCUGCGUCCCGAUCUGUGUCUAUCGAUACGGAGCCCGAUGUACGCGAGGUUCUUAUUCGUAGCCGCGGCGAUGAGGAGCAGCCACCCGAGAGUACAGCAGACGACGACAUACUCAGCUUGGCACGACCACCCGAUCUUUCAUGGGAAGAGAUCGUCGGUAGGGCUUUCAGCUCCACUAAAAGCAAGAGCAUGCCGAAUCGAGAACUUUUCGCAUGGAUCGAAUCGAAGUACGGAUACUACAGCACAGCGCCACCCAGCUGGAAGAACCACGUUCGCGAAGAGCUUCGCAGAAAUGAUAGGUACGAAAUUGAUACUGCCCGGAGGCGAAACAAUGUAUGGCGAAUAAGGCAAGACGCGGAUGAUCUUGUGGACAUCGAUGCCCAGGACCACUUGGACGUGCCUUCAGGUUCACUCCAUGAGGCCAAUCCCGACAUGCCUGUGCCGGAUAAAGAUGGAACGGUAGCCUCUGGCAGCACCUCAUCCCAGCAGACUUCUCACUCAGCAUCACGCCAUGUUACUUUCUCGCCCGUUGUGACGGUCUCGACGCCUAUGCGGGUUGAAAGAACGAGAACUCGUGGCAGACCAAAGAAACGAAGUUCAUUGCCGAUUUCUAGCUUGGAGCGACCCGCAGAAGUGCUGGAGAUCGCAGACAGUGACCCCUCAGAAGCGUCCGUUGCUCCAGAGUCCUCGCAAGAUACGCAUGCAAACCACAGCAGCAUCGCAGCAUCUGCAUGUGCAAUCACUCCUCAAGUUGCUAAGCAACCAUCAGGCAUCAACAGCGAGCCUGAGACGAAACCGCCACUCGAAUCUCCGGCGGAACAUGAGCCACAGGCUGAACAACCUCUUUUGAGGAAACCCCUCGCCAGAGCCGCAGGGACUAACAACGCAGGACAGACUUCCAGUUCACCAGUGGCCAUGAAUCGUGCAAAAAACCGUGCAAAUGUUUUCCAGACGCCGAAGCGGCCUGACUGGCCUCCCUUAGCAACGGCGAGCUCACAGAGUGAUCCAGCGAGGGGGCAUAGCACGCGUGUCAUCAAUCAUAAGAUCAUAACACCCAAUCCAGGAUCGAGAAAGCGAGUCGUGGAGACACCGCUUCGAGAGUUGGGGGAUCCCGACGAGGACGAGCUGGCAGGAUAA
Sphaerulina musiva SO2202 is the source of this 3600-nucleotide messenger RNA. RefSeq lists its product as uncharacterized. The transcript has a single exon. Gene Ontology annotation, biological process: regulation of DNA-templated transcription. Gene Ontology annotation, molecular function: DNA-binding transcription factor activity; sequence-specific DNA binding; zinc ion binding. Bases 1 to 3600 code for a protein of 1199 amino acids. NCBI's taxonomy places the organism in Eukaryota, Fungi, Ascomycota, Dothideomycetes, Mycosphaerellales, Mycosphaerellaceae. Gene Ontology annotation, cellular component: nucleus. The record is from RefSeq and is a predicted model, not a curated record.